Messenger RNA from Penicillium angulare, 1725 nucleotides. RefSeq names its product sulfatase family protein. Lineage: Eukaryota; Fungi; Ascomycota; Eurotiomycetes; Eurotiales; Aspergillaceae. The transcript is spliced from 5 exons. Gene Ontology annotation, biological process: phenol-containing compound metabolic process. Gene Ontology annotation, molecular function: glycosaminoglycan binding; arylsulfatase activity; N-acetylglucosamine-6-sulfatase activity. Bases 1 to 1725 code for a protein of 574 amino acids. The record is from RefSeq and is a predicted model, not a curated record.
AUGAACAUCUUCCGAUUAUUAUUAUUGGCUGGUUUGGCUGUGGCCAAGCAGCCGAAUAUACUCUUCGUCUUAACUGAUGAUCAGGGUAAACAUGUUGGUGGAUUAGAACAUAUGCCAAAUCUUCAGGAAAAACUUGUCCAAAAGGGUGUCAGCUAUCCAAAACACUACUGCUCCGUCGCUCUCUGCUGUCCUUCCCGCGCAAACCUCUGGACAGGCCGGAUGCCACACAACACAAACGUAACAGACGUCGCGCUUCCAUACGGCGGAUACCCCAAAGUAGUCGAAGCAGGCUGGAACGACAACUACCUCCCCCUCUGGAUGCAAGACGCAGGCUACAACACCUACUACGUUGGCAAACUAUGGAACUCUCACACAGAAGACAACUAUAACAAGCCCUAUGCUCGUGGUUUUAAUGGGUCAGACUUUCUCCUCGAUCCAUGGACAUACAGAUACUAUUAUGCCCGUAUGACCCGAAACGGAAACCCGCCAGUUCAAUAUAACGGGAACUAUUCUACAGAUGUAAUUGCUGAAAAGGCCUCGGGAUUCUUAGACGAAGCCAUUGCGCAGGAUAAACCGUGGAUGCUUACUGUUGCUCCUAAUGCGCCUCAUGCGAAUGGAUCGAAUGACCCUACGCUUGAUGCGACUUGGUUUGGGGAGCCGGAGUAUGCACCGAGACACGCGGAUUUGUUUAAGGAUUUGAAGGCGCCUAGAGAUGGGAGCUUUAACAAGCUUAUUCAGGGGGCUGUUAGUUGGACUGAGAAUGUGCCGGAGCUGAAUCAGACUGAGAUCAAUUAUAUCGAUGUCUUUCAGAGGUGUCGGUUGAGGGCUUUGCAGGCUGUUGAUGAUAUGAUUGGGGACUUGAUUGAUCAGUUGGAUCAGGCUGGUGAGCUGGAUAAUACUUAUAUUUUCUUUUCGACGGAUAAUGGGUAUCAUCUUGGUCAACACCGUUUACAACCGGGGAAGAACUGUGGAUUUGAAACUGAUAUCAAUGUGCCGCUCAUCGUUCGAGGUCCUGGUAUCCCUGAGAACCAGACCUUGGAAGCUGUUACUAGCCACACGGACUUGGCGCCUACUUUCUUGUCCAUUGCCAAUUCCACGAGAGAGGGCCUUGAUGGAAAGGCCAUCCCAACAACUGUCGCUGCUAGUAAUGCGGAUAACAAGUCUGAACAUGUGGCAAUUGAAUAUUGGGGCUUGGCUGUUCCUGAGGGUAUCUAUGGCUAUGCUAGCAACAAGCUCAAUGAAGUCGGCAACAGCUACAAGAACAACACAUACAAAGGCAUUCGUCUCAUUUCUGAAAACUACAGCUUAUACUACGCUGUUUGGUGUACGAAUGAGAAGGAGUUUUACGAUCUCCAGGGCGAUCCCGACCAAACAGUCAACCUAGCAGCGAACCCUUCUGAACAUGCCAACUAUAAGAUUGCUAAUCGUGACCUUUCACAAAUCAUGAGUCGUCUUGAUGCGCUGAUGAUGGUUCUUAAGUCUUGUGAGGGAGAUCAGUGCCGUUAUCCCUGGCUUCAAUUGCAUCCUAAGGGUCAGGUGAAUACGUUAGCUGAAGCAUUGGUGACUGGAUUCGAUAAUUUCUACGCCAAUCAACCUAAGGUGUCAUUUUCUGCUUGUGAGCUUGGGUACAUUGUGGCGUCUGAGGGAGUUCAAAAAUUCAAUGUUUAUGGAGGCGGGACGAACCAAAAGCGAUCGGAUGAUUUGUUUGCUUUCUUUGAUUGGUAA